Messenger RNA from Aspergillus novofumigatus IBT 16806, 1519 nucleotides. RefSeq names its product NADP-dependent oxidoreductase. Gene Ontology annotation, cellular component: mitochondrion. The coding region runs from base 283 to 1347 and encodes 354 amino acids. NCBI's taxonomy places the organism in Eukaryota, Fungi, Ascomycota, Eurotiomycetes, Eurotiales, Aspergillaceae. The record is from RefSeq and is a predicted model, not a curated record. The transcript is spliced from 5 exons. Gene Ontology annotation, molecular function: oxidoreductase activity.
CCGUCACCGACCGCGUUGCAGAAAUCCCAUUUCCAAGUUUCCCAAAUCCGCAGUGGUGGAUCCCUGUAUGUCUUACCCCGGUUCAGGGUGACAUAUGCUUCUAUUGAAUCAUUGGAUUUCUAAGUCAUUGCAACGAGGAAGCUAGUCUGAUUGAGUGACGGUGUUGCAUCACCGCCCGUGCUUUUCUUCAUUAAGACUUAAUUUCAGCGGAAAAAUUAUAUAUCUCCUCAACUCCGGAUUCUCAAGUCCAGAACUCUCCAUCUUAAAGGCAACCAUACGAAAAUGUUGUCGGUCAACAUCCCUACCUACUCGAAACCAUCCGGCUACCAGCUUUCUGAACUCCCGAAGCCGGAAAUUCAGGACCCGAAAGAUGUUCUUAUCAAAGUUCAUGCUGCCAGUAUAAAUCCGAUCGAUGUGAAAAAGGCCGAGGGUAUGUUAAAGUUUGUGCAGAAAGACGCGUUCCCAUAUAAGAUUGGCUAUGAUUGCGCCGGUACAGUCGCCGAGGUUGGAGCAGGUGUGACGCGGUUCAAAGUCGGAGACGCAGUCUACGUUAGAUUACCGGAAACAUGUCGAGGCUCGUGGAGUGAGUAUGCCAAAUGUGCAGAGGAAUACAUCGCUCUCAAGCCACCGUUGUUGUCGUUUGAGAGCGCAGCGUCGAUUCCAUUAGCGGGAAUGACGGCUCUUCAGGCGCUGAGAAAAUAUGAUGGCGAUCUUUCUGGGAAGACUGUCUUUGUACCGGCUGGAUUGAGCGGGACCGGUCUAUACGCCUGCCAACUUGCAAAACACGUUUUUAAUGCCGGGAAGGUGAUCACGACCGUCUCGACAUCGAAAGUUGCCAAGGUGGACGAACUCUUAGGAAAGGGAACCGUCGAUCAGAUAAUCGACUACAAGAAGGUCGACCCAAAGACUGCGAUCGAGCACGGUACUGUUGAUUUCUUGUUCGACACAGCAGGUGUCGCCAUGGAAUACCUUUGUUUGAUGCGACCAAAGACCAGUUGGAUUGUGUCUAUUGCAACAUCCCCUUCAGGAAACCAGCUGCAGGAUUUUCUUGAAGGCCGCAACUCUGUCCCAAUAUAUGUCAGACUCGUACUGAAUUUGCUGGAUUCCAUCCGCAAGAUGCGCGCUCGACGCUACGGUGUUAGCUUUACAUACAUGUUCCUGCAUGAGAAUGGCAAGGACUUGGACGCGAUGCGGGAAUAUGUUGAGGAUGGUAAAUUAAAGGCGGUCGUCGGGACUACAGUGGAUAUGUCCGAUAUUCAGGCCGUGCGAGCCGCCUGUCAGGUUGUAUACAGCAACCAGGGAGGCCUUGGAAAGGCUGUGAUCAAGGUUGCUCCGUCUGAGAAUUGACCAUGAGUACUUGCGAUGUCUUCAAGAAGACCCAGAGGCGCUGAUGGUACCUCCUUUGAAAAUAUGUUGUGGUGGAGUGGCUUUGCUUUUGUCUUGAUUUAUACAUUUUGUGACUUUAGCUAACUUGUGGACUACUCUAAUUUCAUAAUAUACUAGUAGGUAGUAACGUACC